Molecule: messenger RNA, 1271 nt
Organism: Stegastes partitus (bicolor damselfish)
Lineage: Eukaryota; Metazoa; Chordata; Actinopteri; Pomacentridae
Product: endonuclease domain-containing 1 protein
Exons: 2
Coding region: 31-933 (300 amino acids)
Molecular function (GO): metal ion binding; nucleic acid binding; hydrolase activity
Source: RefSeq, a predicted model, not a curated record
AAGGCUCAGCACUAGACUUUGAGGAGAGCCAUGAAGAUGUUAACACCUAUAGCUGUUGCUCUUUUAUUCAAUUUUCUAACGUCGGCAACAGUCGUCCAAGAUUUCAACCAUGUGGAGCGGUGCAAGGACUCUCUGUACAUGGGGACUCCACCGCGGGGGAUCAUCGAGACCAAACUGAAGAAGAUCUGCCAACGCUACGCCGACAAGCCUCGAUACGUGACCCUGUACGAUCCUCAGCAGCGCAUCCCCAUUUACUCGGCGUACACCUUCAAGAAAACGGAGGGGGACCGACGCGUGGACUACCCGUGGAUGUACGAGCCACAGUUGGCAGAAACCGAUGGGAAUGGGAACAUGCUGCCCUUCCCCACCGGCUACCUGCACAUGAAGUUUGAGGACAGCCAGGCGGUGCUGGACGACUACUCCGAUGUGGUCCUCUACGAACGAGGCCACCUGAACCCAGACCAGCACCAGUCCACUCCACACGACCGCGCCGCCACCUACACCCUGACCAACGUCGUCCCAGAGAUCCGGGAGUUCAACAUCGGGCCUUGGCGCGAGUUUGAGGAGCGGAUCCGGGUCCGCCUCAACAACUUCUGCCGCGGCACCGCCUACAUCGUCACCGGGGUGACCACCAGGGGCAACAUGAUCCGUCGCAACAACCAGGACCGCGUGGCCAUCCCCGAAGACGUGUGGUCCGCUUACUGCUGCACCGAAUACGACCGCAACUCGCCCCACAACAUUCGCAUCUACUUCCCGUCCUACGGCGCCUUGGCCAAAAACGCCAAAGAGGGCAACAGCGUUCACGAGAUGCCCGUCCAGGAGCUGGAAAUCUUUCUGAAAAGCCACAUGGACGUUGAUCAGAAUCUUCAGCUCUUCUACGACAACUGCAUCUCUCCCUCACCGCUUCCUCUCUACCUGCAGCACACCAUCUGAAGGCUGUGUAGGUUUCUAUGUGCUUCCAUGAAUAACAGGAAGCAUUUGUGCUUCAUUUUUUUCUGAUAUUACAAUAACUCUCUUUGGUGGUAAUUUACAUUUUUGACCUUACAGUUUAAGUUGUUCUUUGGGAAAAAAAAAACUUCAGAUAAUUCUAAAGGAGCCAAUUUGUUCAGUGAGAUUUUCUCGAUGCAGGUUUUCCUUCAUUAUCUCUCCUUUCACACAGAAACCCUGAAACACAUUUUUACAGACGAGCUACUUUGUUGACGGGAGGAUUAAAAACGCUGCUGUGUGGGAGGCUAUGGGCAUGGGCUCGCUUAAUAAAACAUCCUAAUUUA